GGAGGAUGAAGAUGUGCAAGAUGGCAGCAGAGUUGUGCAAGAUGAAGAUGAGCAAGAUGGCAGCAGACUUGUGCAAGAUGAAGGAUGACGUGUUGCGGUGCAAUUUGUGAAUGAGAGACCCGGCCCGGCCUGCACGGUGAUGACGACCACCGGGGGGCGGACGACGCUCGGUGCUCUGGCAUGCCGCGCGGCGCUUGAUGGAAUGCGAGCCGAGUGACGCCGACACGCCGAGCAUGGCCGAGGAGGAGGAGGAGCUGGAGGCGCCGCCGCCGAGUGUGGACAUCGACCCGGACUUCGAGCCCCAGAAGCGGCCGCGCUCCUGCACUUGGCCGCUGCCCCGUCCGGACUGUGGCGCGGGGAAAGCGGGGGCGAAUGACGUCAUCCCGGAGGAAGAGGACGACGAGGAGGAGGGAGGCGGCGCGGGGAGUGGCGAGACCCCGCGGGGGGGCGGCUGUGGCGGCGGCGGCGCGCUCGCCCCGCGGCCGCCGGAGCUCCGGGGCGACGAGGCCGGGGAGGGCUCGCCUUCCUCGGCUCUGCUCGCACCGGCGGCGGCGGCGGCUCCGCAGCAGGCGCGGAAGUGUUCGGCCCGCAGGAACGCGUGGGGGAAUUACUCGUACGCCGACCUGAUCACGCAGGCCAUCGAGUCUUCGUCCGACAGCAGACUGACGCUGUCCCAGAUCUACGACUGGAUGGUCCGCUCCGUGCCCUACUUCAAGGACAAGGGCGACAGCAACAGCUCGGCCGGGUGGAAGAAUUCCAUCCGGCACAAUCUGUCCCUCCACAGCCGCUUUGUCAAAGUCCAGAACGAAGGCACGGGCAAGAGCUCCUGGUGGAUGGUCAACCCGGACGGCGGCAAAGGGGGCAAAGCGCCGCGGCGCCGCGCCGUCUCCAUGGACAACAGUAAGUACAUCAAGGGCGCCCGGGGCCGCGCCACCAAGAAGAAGGCCUCGCUGCAGGCCGCCCAGGACGGCAGCUCCGAGAGCCUCUCCAAGUGGACGGGGAGUCCCACCUCCCGGAGCAGCGACGAGCUGGACGCCUGGACCGACUUCCGCUCGCGGACCAACUCCAACGCCAGCACGCUGAGCGGCCGCUUGUCGCCCAUCCUGGCCAACUUGGAGCUGGACGAGGUCCCCGCCGACAGCUCCCCCCUGUCCCCCAUGUUGUACUCCAGCCCCAGCAGCAUGUCGCCGUCCACCGUCCCCGCCGGCCUCUCCGACCUGGCGGGGACCAUGAACCUCAACGACGGCCUGUCCGACAACCUGAUGGACGACCUCUUGGACAACAUCAGCCUGACGGCGGCGCAGCAGCCUCCUCCUGGCGAGGACGACAAAGGUCAGGGAAGCUCCGUGUUCACCUUCAGCUGCUCGGGAGGCGGACUGGCCAGUCCGGUGGGAAGCUACGGUCCCAAUCCUCUCUUCAGCCCGCCGUCCAUCACCAGCCUGCGCCAGUCGCCCAUGCAGACCAUCCAGGAGAACAAGCAGACCACCUUCUCCUGCGCCUCGCUCUUCAGCAACCACCAGACCCUGCAGGACCUCCUCAGCCUGGACCACAGCGACGUCAUGCUCACGCAGUCCGACCCGCUCAUGUCGCAGGCCAGCGCCGCCAUCGCCCUGCAGAACUCCCGCCGCAACGCCCUCCUGCUGCGUAAAGACCAAGGCGGUGCCGGCCAAGCCCAAAACCCGCCCGCUUGGCAAGCCAACAACGGCGAGGCCAAGCACCUGAAGUCUCCCGGGAAGAACCAGGACCGCUUUCCCGCCGACUUGGACCUGGAGGUCUUUAACGGAAGCCUGGAGUGUGACAUGGACUCCAUCAUCCGGAACGAGCUGAUGGAGGCCGACUGCUUGGACCUCAGCUUCGACGCCGCCCACAAUGCCAACAUCAACCCGGGGGGCUUCUCCGGCGCCAAACAGACGUCGGCGCAGAACUGGGUCCAAAGCUGAGAGCUCCGGACACAACAUGGACUCAACUAGUGGAAGUUUGUUUAUGUCCUCUUAUUUUCACAUCUGCUUUCUUUGAAGGGAUGGACCUGGUGGACACACUCGUACUCGGGUUUAGAUCUUUGAAGGACCUGGUGGACUUUGAAGGCUGCGUUCACACUCGUACUCGGGUUUAGAUAUUUGAAGGACCUGGUGGACUUUGAAGGCUGCGUUCACACUCUUAUUCGGGUUUAGAUCUUUGAAGGACCUGGUGGACUUUGAAGGCUGCGUUCACACGUUCACACUCGUAUUCGGGUUUAGAUCUUUGAAGGUCCUGGUGGU
Messenger RNA from Entelurus aequoreus (snake pipefish), 2258 nucleotides. RefSeq names its product forkhead box protein O3-like. NCBI's taxonomy places the organism in Eukaryota, Metazoa, Chordata, Actinopteri, Syngnathiformes, Syngnathidae. Gene Ontology annotation, molecular function: DNA-binding transcription factor activity, RNA polymerase II-specific; RNA polymerase II cis-regulatory region sequence-specific DNA binding. The record is from RefSeq and is a predicted model, not a curated record. Bases 198 to 1940 code for a protein of 580 amino acids. The transcript has 2 exons. Gene Ontology annotation, biological process: regulation of transcription by RNA polymerase II. Gene Ontology annotation, cellular component: mitochondrial matrix; nucleus.